AUGUUCAGAUUAGCGUCCAAGCCAGUGCAAAAGUCCCAGGUGAGAAGCUUGUACACUUCCAUCCUCGAGUCGGACAUCAACAUCACCAAGGCCGGUAAGGUCAAUAUCUCCGUCGGUCGUGGGGGCCGUUCAUCCAGAACUGGCUACACCGCCACUGUGUUUGGCGGUACCGGUGGUUUGGGGAGACUUUUGGUUUCCAAGUUGGCCAGACACGGAACUGUGACUGUGGUGCCGUUCAGAGACCAGAUGAAAGGCAGAGACGUCAAGCCGUGUGGUGACUUGGGGGUCGUGAACCCGGUUGAGUUCGAUAUUAGAAACACUGCGUCCAUCGAAGAAGCUGUGGCUUACUCCGAUAUUGUGUACAACUUGGUGGGGACCGAAUGGGAAGGUACUGCGUUCAAGAUGGCAGACGUCAACAUCGAGGCGUCCAGAAGAAUUGCACAGGCCUCGAAGGAUGCUGGCGUUUCUAGAUUUAUCCAGGUAUCCUCCUACUGUGCAGACCCGGAGUCUGCAUCCACCUUCUACGCCACCAAGGGGCUUGGCGAGAAGGUUGUCCGGGAAAUCAUCCCAGAUGCUACCAUUGUUAGACCGGGCAAAAUGUACGGCAGAUUCGGUUCCAGAUUCUUGCAAGACAUGAUCUGGCAGAGACAAACGCACUUCAACCGCCAAAGAAAGUUCAACGUCAACCAGUACGAGAAGCUCUUCUUCCCAACCCACUACUCGGACGUCGCCAAAGCGUUGGAGAUCAUCGGUUUCGACGACACCACUGCCGGCGAGUUGUUCGAAUUGCACGCCAACGAAAAGUACUCCCACUGGGACGUCAAGGAGUUGGUCUACACCGUCAGACCAGAUAUUAUGUUCUCUGAGUCCAAUUACCCGGUUGAGUGGGCCAAGUUGAUGUCCAAGUUGUUGUACGGCAAGUGGAGAAACAUCCCAACCAUGGACGAGAUUGAGAGACAGUUGAUCGCCCACAACCCAGACCCAAAGGCCAAGACCUUUGCUGACUUGGGCGUUGUCCCGGACAAGUUCACCGACAAGAUCCACGAGUACAUUCUUCCAAAGAAGUUGCCUAUGACUGCUGUGUUGGGCGACUCCUCCCACAAGGAUAUCAAGAGGGGCGGUGUUAUCUUGGUCUAG
This is a messenger RNA of Babjeviella inositovora NRRL Y-12698, 1137 nucleotides long. RefSeq lists its product as uncharacterized. Gene Ontology annotation, cellular component: mitochondrion. The coding region runs from base 1 to 1137 and encodes 378 amino acids. The transcript has a single exon. The record is from RefSeq and is a predicted model, not a curated record. Lineage: Eukaryota; Fungi; Ascomycota; Pichiomycetes; Serinales. Gene Ontology annotation, molecular function: protein-containing complex binding.